UUUGCUUGGCACAAGUAUCUUAUGUGUGGAUAUAGAUACUGUAAUAACAUCUAACAAACUCACGACGAAAACAGAAAAGGGAAAUGUCUUCACUUAAUUUGACUUGACAAAUAGAAAGAAAACAGAGGUGGGAAAAUAUUGAGGCAACUUCUCAGAAUCCUGAUCAGUAGAUGGCGCCCAUGCAAACGCUUGUUGUCAUAAACUGACAACAAGCGCAGCAGUGCGAAGAGGAAGAACAUUUCUAGCAGGAGAAGCACCCGCAGAAUAGUGAAGGCGCUGCUGCCCGCGGUGACUCCGGUGAACCGGCAGGAGGAGACUGCGCUCCGUCUUCCGCCUUGUCCCAGUUUCACCACAGGUUUAAGCGCCCUUUCCAUCGUUUUUCUUUUUCUAAGUAAAAUAAGUCGCGUUACCUUUUUAGUCCGUUUAAUGGCUUUUUCUUAACCAACCCCGUCAACACAGCAACAUUCGGAGGAGUCUACUGCCUUAUCCAUGCAUUGGAGCUCUGGGCGCAGGCUCACCGGCCCCGGCUCCAGCCAUGUCGGUCAGGAAUGUAUUGACUGGUGGCGGUGACAGAGCUGGAGGUGGCGAACCGGCAGAGGAUGUCCUGAUUGAGGAAAACCAGCACAGCUCAUUGUCUCUGCCCAGCUUAAUGUCCUCAUCCACAGCCGCUGGCACAGAGAUGCCCCGUAAGCGUAAAGGCAGCAUGGACUUGGAUUCAAAAUCUGUUUCCAUCACUGAUGCUGAUAUGGAUGACGACCAAAAUGGGUCAGACAUGGACGACCAACAUGUUAAAAUGAAAUGCAUCAGGGAACCACACAGCCAAAUUGAGAAACGAAGACGGGACAAAAUGAACAACCUCAUUGACAAACUGUCUGCCAUGAUCCCCACCUGUAACCCCAUAUCUCGUAAGCUUGACAAACUGACUGUGCUCAGAAUGGCCGUGCAGCACCUCAAAUCUCUGAAAGGUUCAUCAAGUUCCUUUUCUGAAGCCAACUACAAGCCAUCAUUCCUUCCUAAUGAGGAGCUCAAACACCUUGUCAUUAAGGCAGCAGAUGGGUUCCUGUUUGUUGUGGGAUGUGAUCGUGGAAAAAUAGUUUUUGUCUCAGAGUCGGUCACGAAGAUAUUAAAUUAUAGUCGGGCCGAGCUGAUUGGACAGAGUCUGUUUGAUUACAUCCACCCAAAGGACAUGGGAAAAGUGAAGGAGCAGCUGUCAGCCUCUGAAUUAUACCCCCGUGAACGGCUAAUAGAUGCUAAAACUGGUCUGCAGGUCCAUGCUGACCUUCCAGUUGGCGGAGCGCGGGUCUGUUCUGGGGCACGGCGCUCUUUCUUCUGUCGUAUGAAGUACAACAAAAUUUCUGUCAAAGUGGAGGAGAAACAAUUCCAAGCCAGCUCGUCCAAAAAGAAUAACUCACAGAAGUACUGCACAGUUCACUGCACAGGCUACAUGCGCAGCUGGCCCACCAGCCAGUUGGGCACAGAGGGGGAGGGGGAGGCGGAUAAACAAGACAGUGCCCACUUCAGCUGCCUGGUCGCAGUAGGACGAGUUUACUCUCACUCCACUCCCCAGGUUAACGGAGAGGUCAGAGUUAAACCCACAGAGUUCACCAUGCGCUAUGCCAUGGAUGGCAAGUUCACCUUUGUGGAUCAAAGAGCUACAACCAUUCUUGGUUAUCUUCCUCAAGAGCUGCUUGGGACAUCAUGCUACGAGUACUUCCACCAAGACGACCUACCACAUUUAGCUGAAAGACAUCGCAAAGUGCUGCGAAGUAAAGAAAAAAUUGAGACCAACUGUUAUAAGUUCAAAACAAAAUAUGGCUCCUUUGUCACUCUGCAAAGUCAGUGGUUUAGUUUUGUAAAUCCCUGGACCAAAGAAGUAGAAUAUAUCGUGUCAACAAACACAGUCAUAUCCUACAACCAUUCUUGUCAAGCAAGUCUGUCGGCAAACAAGUCUGAACAGUCGAGCAAUGCCAAGACAUCGCAAGAUGGAAGAAAGUCACUUCCAAUCAUACCUGGUAUCUCCAACACGACAGGAUCUAUGAUCUAUGCUGGAAGUAUCGGGACACAAAUUGCCAAUGAGCUGCUGGAUUUUAACAGAAUGAAUUCUUCACCUUCCAGUGGCACCGUUAGCCCCUUCAGUCUGCCACAGGAUAAGUCUCCACAAACUAACAAUCAAACCAACAACAAUGUGCCAAAUGGAGAGGCAACGGAUAUGGAGAUGCCAGGAAAGUCCAGCUUAGUAGAUGAGGCCCAGGGUGCUGCAUUUUCAGGAGGAGAUAGCCUCAUGGGUGAGAACUCUCAGCUGGACUUGGACAGCGUGGUUGGACCAGGGCUCGGUAGUCUUAGCAACGAUGAAGCAGCCAUGGCAGUGAUCAUGAGUCUCUUGGAGACAGACACAAACUUGGGCGAUGCAGUGGACUUUGAGGAGAUACACUGGUCCUUAUAGAAUCGUCUUUUGCAGUGUGACCCUGCAGCGCCCUGAGAGUCACGUGGACCGUGGGUCUAUUGGUCUAUAGAUAGACUGCUUUAAUACUUUAAAGAUGCAUUUGACUUUAAAAGACUUAUUUAUUAGCUACCUUUUCCACUUAAGCUGAUGAAGUCUUCAGGCGGUUGCUCUGCCUUGAGCAGAAUAGUAGUCUUCAACUAGGGGAAACUUCACCUUCCCUCUUCAGAAGGAUUAACCUUGAAAGCCUUACAGCGACCCACACCUUCCCUGAAACAGUGUUCCUUAUCACUUUCCUUAUCACAACAAUUGUUUAUCCUCUCUUUAACUGAAAUGACUUUUUUCUUUUUGGGGGGCUGAAGGACUAGUGGAAACGGAAAACAAGAGACGUGGCGUUUAUAUGUCACAGCUGCUCAAGGUUUCUGUCGAUGUUUUACUCCUCCAUCAGCAUUUGAUCUAUAGUUGGCGGCGAAGCAAAAACACAUGCACUGAAUUAAUUUCAUGUUGUUUUUUUUUAAGGUCAUAAUCUGAUUAGGUACUUUAUGUUAAAUUAGAACAUAAGAAUGACAACUUGACAACCUGGCCCAUGUCUUUGAUCCUUGAGGAUAUGACAUUGUAGACAGGCAGUAAACCAUGUACAACCACACAUCUGUAACCUCUAACUGUGACAGUCUCCACAACGUUGCUGCUCAGAGAAUCUGAACAUUUUUGGGCUGUCUAUAAACAUUUUUGUACACUGACAUGACCAAUACUGUAUGUAUAUAUACUGUAUGUAUGUUUGUGUGUGAGUGUGUGUGUAGAUUUGUAAUGACAGCAAAUGCUGUCCACGGGCGGUAUAUCUCUUACGUCUUUGCAUAGAAAGAGUAUUUAAAAAAUUUACAACGGACACUUACAGACUGCCAUGGAUUUAAGCGCUUAAUAUUAAAUAUUUUUUGGUUGAAAACAA
This is a messenger RNA of Cynoglossus semilaevis (tongue sole), 3386 nucleotides long. It is a transcript of the gene bmal2, whose product is annotated as basic helix-loop-helix ARNT like 2. Lineage: Eukaryota; Metazoa; Chordata; Actinopteri; Pleuronectiformes; Cynoglossidae. Gene Ontology annotation, cellular component: cytoplasm; nucleus; transcription regulator complex. Gene Ontology annotation, biological process: regulation of DNA-templated transcription. Gene Ontology annotation, molecular function: DNA-binding transcription factor activity; protein dimerization activity. The transcript has 18 exons. The record is from RefSeq and is a predicted model, not a curated record. Bases 536 to 2443 code for a protein of 635 amino acids.